AUGUUAAGUGUAACAUCACCAUGGGCAUUGAUUCUUUCCCUCUUGACUGCAAUUGUCAGUAUUUCCUUUUAUAACCGUAACCUAUCUGCUCCGGACAUUGGGUCACCUCAUUGCGCAAGCUGGAACGCCUGGUACAACCCACUCCGAACAGGCCAGGCCGGAUAUCAAGACAAUGAUUGGAACAUACUCUACCACCUAGGCGGCAAUGGGCCUUGGAUAGAGAAAACUGACGGGCUUAAAACGCCGGGCCUUGAACCCCCAACGGGGUGCGUUAUUGACCAGGUGCAUAUGAUGUCUCGCCAUGGGGAAAGAUACCCGACCAAAUCUGCUGGGAGUCGUCACCUUGCACUUCUGGAUCGAAUAAAAGAAGCAAAUGUGGUUCUUAAUGGUUCACUAUCGUUCUUGAACGACUGGGCAUAUUUUACCGAUGAGCCGCAGACAGACUUUGACCAGUUGACCAGAACUAGUCCGUAUGCUGGUACACUUCAGGCUUUCUCAACAGGCGUUCGCUUCUUAACGCGAUACGGACAUUUGUUACCACGCCAGGGGACGACAAGGCUGUGGGCAAGUGAGUGUGACCGCGUGAUUGAAACAGCCCAGCAUUUCACGUCUGGACUUUUCGGUCUGGAUUGGGAAAAGACUGAAAAGGCUACGUUGGAGAUCAUCCCUGAAACAUUCGAGCGAGGCGCUGACACUCUGACUCCGGGCGAUACAUGCCUAAAAUACAUUGAAGACCCUGCGAAAGGCCAUGACAACGGUGUCAAUAUGCUGGCUCUUUUCCAGGACGUGUACAUUCCGGCCAUUGCUGAGCGACUGAUAAAUGACGAGCAAAAUCCGGCACUCGGGUACUUAACCAAUCUGGAGGUCUACAGUAUGCAGGAGAUGUGCGGAUUCGAGACGAUCGCUCGCGGAUCAAGUCCUUGGUGCGAUAUAUUUACUCAUGAUGAUUGGGAGAAUUUCGAAUACGCCCGUGAUCUAAUUCACUACUACCGUGCUGGUCCAGGCAACCAGUACGCUGGGGCGAUGGGCUGGCUCUGGCUCAAUGCUACGACUACUCUUUUACGAUCUGGGCCGGACGCUGGUACUAUGUUCUUCAGUUUCGUCCAUGAUGGGGAUAUCGCCCCCUUCCUCACAGCACUGGAUAUCAUGAGAGACCCGAAGUAUGAUCCGUUCUUACCGACUACACAUAGAGUGGCAGACCGCGUCUGGCGUACCUCGUCCGUGCUGCCAAUGGGCGGAAGAAUCGUUCUUGAGCGGUUGACUUGUCAAACCUCAUCGGCGGAGAACUCCAGUGGCGAAGAGGCCUUUCUUCGGGUUAACAUAAAUGACAAAAUUGUGCCCCUGCCGUACUGCAAAUCUGGGCCUGGGCUGUCGUGUCCGUUGAAGGGGUUUGUUAAUCAUGUAGAAGGACGAAGAUCGGAUGUGGGAGAUUUUGGAGAGGUGUGCGGACUAGGAAACGAUGCUGGAUAUAUAACAUUCUUACGACAGGACUAA
Messenger RNA from Aspergillus bombycis, 1494 nucleotides. RefSeq names its product histidine phosphatase family protein. Lineage: Eukaryota; Fungi; Ascomycota; Eurotiomycetes; Eurotiales; Aspergillaceae. The coding region runs from base 1 to 1494 and encodes 497 amino acids. Gene Ontology annotation, molecular function: acid phosphatase activity. The transcript has 4 exons. Gene Ontology annotation, cellular component: fungal-type cell wall. The record is from RefSeq and is a predicted model, not a curated record.